AAUCACUUCUUUAACACGCAUAUCCCGUUUUCUCUGUAGUGGUACGAAAAUGGGGGCUGAACCUGAAAUUGAAAACGAAAAAUGGCGUUACACAUGGGAAUCACAAUCUCACACUCCAAUCCUCCGCUUACUCCUUUUCCCAUUUUCCAAAACCCUAAACACUUCUCUUCAUCACCAUACUCACAAUCUCACCCUCCACCUUCAUUCUCCACCCACUUUCCUCACUCUCACCUCCUCCUCCCUAUCCCUUAGGGUUCCGAUUCCCAAUGUCUUACUCGACGUCGAACUUCCUCCCACCCUCCGCUCUUUCACCGACCAUAUCGAAGUCAAACUCGUUCUCUUACUCCCUGUCGAUCACCCCGCCCUCUCCGCACUUCAUCAAACCUCGCCGUUACCUCAACCUCUCCUAAUCGAAUACGAUGUGGACAAACUGUCUUCCGCUGGAGAAGUUGAAUUUGUUUGUAGAAGUUGCAGAUAUCAUUUGACCGAUAAGCCUAUCAGGAAUUUUGUGGAAAUGCCGUCGGCGAAUUGGAGGGAGGUUGCUGACAAUUGGUUUGGGGCUUGUUGUUGUUCGUUUGGAGGUAUAAGUGAGAAGCUUGUGACGAGGUAUGUGAAUUCUCACACGUGUGCACAAGGGAUGUGUCUGUUGAGCUCUACAUCUGUCACUAUUUGCAAGGAUGAUCUUGUGGAAAGUGACUUUCCUGAGCGGUGUGGACAGCUGCACGGGUGUAGCCAUGUAGCCGAUGAUUUUGGAAUCGAUGCUGUUAGUGAAGAUGUUGGGAAUUUCGGGUUGAAUGAGGAAAGAACUUCAACCUGCAAUGAUGUUUGUGAAGUGAAAUGUGCUUUUGAUGAGAAUGCAAGGGUUUCCCAUCCUGGGAAUGGAAAGCUUUCUAAUGAACCUGAUUGCAGUGAUUUUGCUCGUAUAAGUCUAGAUUUGAAUGACACUGAACACACGUCCAAUAUUCCUAGUUGUUGUACUCAUAUAACGGGCACUCCAGGAGAUGAAGACGGUGAACAUCAUUUAUCUUCAAAUGCUAGGAAGAUUGAAACUGCGGAAAUUGUGGGAAAUCAGAAGUCUUUACUUAAUGGUUUUCUUGAAGAUGUUUUCAUGGCUAGAUCAUCAAAUCUUUCAAAGAAUAUUGAUUGGCAUGAAUUUACAUGCCCGCAAUGCACAACUCUCCUUGGAGCAUACCCAUGUUGUGAGGGAUGUGCGCCUGUAGAUGGAGGAGUACGACUGUUCAAGUGUUAUAUUUCAACGCGUCUGCCAGUUUUAGGAUCCGAGGACAUUUUCAGCAAGUACACAAUGGACAAAAUGUUUGCGAAUCGGUUGGUGGAGUGUGCAAAUGACGAGUCAACAUUUCGGUUCGUUGUUAGAGAUCUGAAAACCAAAUCUCCUGUCCUGCAAAUCAUUCUUUUAAAUCUAGAUACAUGGUCCUGUUCUGGUUAUUGCUUUAGUGCAGCGGACAAAGACCCAGAUCCUAAAUUACAGCUAUGGCCGGUCAUCAAGGUCCUUUUUUCUGACUCCGAAGCUGCAACAGAAUCCCAAUCAAGGGUGAUAGAGGAAUGGGCAGCUAAGAAUUCGGCCGAAGACAUUUUCAUGCUAACUUAUCAAAUACAAGACGUGGUGAACUCAUUGAUGUCUGCAAAAGAUAUAUAUCCUCCUUCAUGUGCCUCGGUUCCUGGUUUAGCAUUGUCAUAUGUGCAACGCUAGUAAUCUACUACUCAAAAUCUGACCCCGUGACCAAAAGUAACUUAUUGGGUUGAAAAAAGGAUGAAUGAUUUUUUUUUGUAUUUUUUGAAAUAGAUAGCUAGUGUUAACUGACAGAAUAGGAGCCAGGAUGACAGUGAUAUUGAACAUUGGAUAAGAGGGAUUGGUGUUAAUUUAUCUUCUCCAACUACCAUUCUUAAAUACGUGAGUUCAUGCUAAAUUUUGUUAAAAACUUUUUGGAUAUGUUUUUGCCAGUAUAAUAAUGUAGCCCGACCAAUUUUGGAUAGCAUUGGACCUGUUCCACAACUUGCGAAUGUGUUGAGUGUAACUCGUCACAGUCCGUGCCUAUUCAUUUCAUCACCUGAUUGUUAUGUUGUGUUUGGAUACAUAGUACUAAUGUUCAACUAUAAUCUUAUUUAAAUUAUUAGUUGGGUUAACAGAUUAGCCAACUAUUAUCCGAUCUUACGAGUUGUAGAGUACUGAGCUUGUUUGGGCAGGUUUUGUAACAGAUUAGCCACCUUCUUGUGCUAUCAAUUUCAUAACUGAGAAGAAAAGCUAUGGUUAUACAUUAUCUAGUUCAAACUUGAAGCUGAUAUUGGUUAAUGCUUCAUUACUUGUUCCAUUUUUUAUUUUCUCCUCUAAUUAUUUUUUUCUUUAUAAUUUUUUUCAAACUAUUAAUAUUACAAUUUUAUUUUUAAUUUCUACAUGCUCUUCUAAUUUUACAACUUUAUUCUGUGCUUCCAAAUCUUAAAUUUAGUUCCUUAACAAUGGCCA
This is a messenger RNA of Vicia villosa (hairy vetch), 2482 nucleotides long. RefSeq lists its product as uncharacterized. The coding region runs from base 50 to 1711 and encodes 553 amino acids. Lineage: Eukaryota; Viridiplantae; Streptophyta; Magnoliopsida; Fabales; Fabaceae. Gene Ontology annotation, molecular function: ubiquitin conjugating enzyme binding; cyclin binding; ubiquitin protein ligase activity. The transcript has 5 exons. Gene Ontology annotation, cellular component: nucleus; ubiquitin ligase complex; cytosol. Gene Ontology annotation, biological process: protein polyubiquitination; protein autoubiquitination; protein monoubiquitination. The record is from RefSeq and is a predicted model, not a curated record.